AUGUGUAAGAAGGGAAACAACUUAAUAGAGGCAAAACUGGAGCAGGCACUGUAUGCGGAGGCAGCCUCAUGCCAUGCGCUGUGCUCGGAAGAGAGAGAUCUGUGGAAAAAGAAAGGUUUUGAGCCUAGUUUAUGUCUGGCGAGCGGCUACUGGGGUCUGGGAGGUUUGAGCAUUGAGAUAAAGUUCGGAUUGAAGAUGGUCCGGGAGGAGUUGCAGAAGGAGAGGUUCAAGGACGUCUCACCGCAGGUGGAGAGGAAAUACACCUCGCACCAUAACAUAAACAGCACCGAAGUGGUGGGAGGAGGGGGAAAUGAAAACAAUAAAAAGUCUAUGACAGGGAGGAAUCAGGGAGGUCCUUGGAGCAGGAACCAGAGACCAGACAGUCGGAAGCCCCAGAGUGGAGUCUUUGACAGAACAGACAGAACCAGUGGGGACAACAGGGAGGGGAAACUGUCCAAUGCUCAGUCCAGCAAAACGCUGACACACCUGGUCAGAGGAGACAACAUCCGGGUUGCGGGGCUGGGCUCAGACAUUAGCUCUGGCUCGCAGGUCGCACUUCCGGGUUCACUGGCUAUGGGGGGCAUGGGCUCCGUGGUGCUGGGUGGCAGUGUACUGGUCUUUGGUUGUGGAGUGGGGCUGGUGGCAUUCUUCCUAGAGUCACAACAGUCCAGCACCCACUCCACAAAGGAGGGGAAGUUACCCGAGGACCGUCCACUGGAAGAAAACAAGGACACCGAAACAGCAGGAAGCCGACCAGAUCAACAACUAGAAGAAGACAAGAGAAGAAUAAAAAACAUAAAGCAUCUAUUUCUUCUUACAGACAGGCAUCAGAGUAAACUGAGAGUUGCAGAUGUUUUUGAGAUAUCUGCUCAUUCAUUACAGUCUCAUGAGUCUUGUGCUGAAAAAGAUCUGGUUCAGACUUUCCUACAGAACCUCCUUAUGAUUAACUACAGAGCAAGAUACAUUAACAUUAAAGAGACAAAUGAACAUCAUCACAGACAACAAAGAGAAAAUGUCUCAAAAAAGCAAGAGAGAAAUUUUGUAAAAGCUAUGUCUUUGUCUAAUAAGGGAGUGAGUAAACCAGACCUAGUUCACCCGAUGGAUGUUCAGAUGUCUGUGUUUCAUUGUGCUGAUAGUUUACUAAAGCAGCUGAUGGUCACAAAACUCUCACAGUGUCAGUUUGCUCUUCCUCUUCUUGUUCCUCAUCCAUUCAAACAAGAGAUUGAGUUUCCUCUCUGGACAUUCAGACAAAUCAACAAGAGCUGGAAGAUGAGAAAUACUAACAAUGAUAUCAUCAGUAAAGAAGAGCCAGUCUACAAAGCAGAAACUCCAAUGGUGUCGUUCUUCAGGUUUGGCUCUGUGACGUCAUCCAAGUCUCAGCUGAUGAACAAUCUGAUCAAUGAGAAACACAACACGUUCUUCCACAGGAACUGUCCAGGCAGCAGCAGAACCAGACUACUGAUGGAUGGAGUGGUGGAGAUCGCCUGGUUCUGGCCCUCUGGAAAAAACACAGAUACUUUUACUUACUGUAUUGCCUUCUGUAAUCUUCAUGGUGAUGCAGGAGUCAAUGAGAAACAACUGCAGUUUCUGACUGAAAAGUCUUCAGUCAAUGUUGUUCUCCUGUCACAUAUUGAUGAGAAUGACAAAAACAUAACAAAACUCGAGAAUCUCUACAGUGACUCAAAGCCACUUAUUUGCCUUUUUACUGAGGACAAAUCUGCUCUCACUGAGACAAAGAAAGGAAAAUAUAAAAUUGGUCUGAAAGACAGAAAUCAGUCAGAAGUUUCAGAAGAACUCAGAAGAGCUAUCAAUGAUUGUCUCUCAUCUUCAGCAUCAGCUUCCAUGUUCAGACUUGAAGAUUUGUCUAAACACUCAGAUAUCAGAGUAGAUGAGGAAGAUGAUGAAGACUGCAGGAGAGGAAGAGAAGCAGCACAGCAGAUGAUGAGUUUACUGAAGAAUAAAAAUCUAAAAGAAAUCAAAGAAUCAUUUCUGCCCUGUCAGGGUAAACUCUGGCAUCAGUGGUGUCAGAAGAACAAAGAACUUCAUCGACCUCAAGGGGAAGACAUAGAACAAGAAAUAAGUCAAAAACAAACAGAAAUGAAGAAAAUUCGUGAAGAACAACACAAAUCCCACACAAGUGAGUUUAUAAAGUUCUUUAUAAAACAAAUGAAUUCAUAUGCUGCAAAUAGUAGUUUUUUCCUGAAAUGGCUCAGAAUCCUUCUAAAUGAAGUUACCUCAGCAGAUCUUUCUGCUCUGCAACACAAGUAUGAUAAAAACUGGUCAAAAGUCUCAAAACUCAAAGGAAAUGAUAAAACUAACCAACUCAAAGAACAAAAAGAACUUGAGAAAAUAUCUGAAGAACUUCAAGCAGCAAGCUUUGGUUUGGAGCACAUCAUAAGAGAGAUCGGUCAGAUCUAUGAAUCAUGUUCAUCUGUGAAGAAGAACAAGACAGAUCUUCAGUUUAACUUCUCUUCUCUCCCGAGUCUUGCAGCAGAGAUGAUGAUCAGUGGAUUUCCACUGGAGCUGAUGGAUGGAGAUGCUGCUCAUGUUCCUCUGAUCUGGAUCACUGCUGUUCUAGAUGAACUCAUACAGAAACUGGGAGACCAGAGAGUCUUUGUGCUGUCAGUUUUAGGGAUUCAGAGCUCUGGGAAAUCCACCAUGCUGAAUGCCAUGUUUGGACUUCAGUUUGCAGUCAGUGCUGGCCGAUGCACCAGAGGAGCUUUCAUGCAGCUGAUCAAAGUAUCAGAGGAGAUGAAAGAUCAGAUGAAGUUUGAUUAUAUUCUGGUUGUUGAUACUGAAGGUCUUCGUUCUCUAGAAUGUAAUGGAAAAUCCACAAGACAUCAUGACAAUGAAUUGGCCACAUUUGUUGUUGGUCUUGGACAACUAACAUUGAUAAACAUCUUUGGAGAAAACCCAGCUGAGAUGCAGGAUAUUCUUCAGAUUGUUGUUCAGGCCUUUCUGAGAAUGAAGAAGGUCAAUCUGAAACCCAGCUGCAUGUUUGUACAUCAGAACGUUUCAGACGUCACAGCUGGAGAGAAAAACAUGCAGGGAAAGAGACGACUUCAGGAGAAACUGGAUGAAAUGACAAAACUUGCUGCUGAGGAUGAGGUCGAUAAUGCAGAAUGUUUCAGUGAUAUCAUAAAUUUUGAUGUACAGAAUGAUGUGAAGUAUUUUGCUCAGCUGUGGGAGGGAAGCCCACCAAUGGCACCACCAAACCCAAACUACUGUGAAAAUAUUCAAGAACUAAAGAAAACUAUUAUUUCAGAAGCCUCAAAAUCAAAUGGAAUGAGGCUGACACACCUGAAAAGGCAUAUUCAUGAUCUCUGGGAGGCUUUACUGAAUGAACGAUUUGUGUUCAGCUUCAGAAAUUCUCUGGAGAUUUCAGUAUACAGGAGACUGGAGACAGAAUACAGCAAGUGGACCUGGACUCUUCGCAGUGCCAUGAUAGAAAUUCAGACCAAACUGCAUAAUAAAAUAGAAAAUGAAGCAAUUCAUGAGAUUGACGAAACUGAACUUCAGAGGGAACUAAAGGAGAAAAGUGAUGAAGUAAAAAAAUUAAUGUCUAAUUUCUUUGACAAAGACCCAGAUGCUGAUAUACUGAUUCAGUGGAAAACAUCAUUUGAAAUAAAAAUCAAAGAUGUUCAAGAAAACAUUGUGAGAGAAACAAAGAGAAAACUAAAUGAAAUUCUUGAAAUUCAAAAGAUUGAUGCUCACAGGACACAGCAUGAAAACACUCUCUUAGAAAAGAGUAAAGAACUUGCAUUAAAACUCAAAGAUAAAGGAAACGAUGAAGAAAUACUGAAGAAAGAGUUUAAUUUGUUUUGGGAAGAUUGUGUUAAGAAGAUUACAACAUAUACUCCCCCAAUCAAAGACAUUAACAUACUUAAAGAUAUGAAAAUACUCCUCAGUGACAUCUAUGAAAGUCUCAAUGUGGACCAAUGGAAGGACAGUGAUAUUUUUACUUUGCAGAAUUAUUCAGGUUAUGUACAGGAAAAGAAAUUCAGGGGCUUAACAGGAUCCGUUAAAAAACUAAUUUCAGCCUCACUUUCUGAUCAAACUGAAAGCAAAAUAAGAGCCCUAAUUAAUGAAAUUGUUCAGCAGACAGACAUAAUGAUUCAAUCAUUUAAUAUUUCAAAGAUGGGCUACAACAACAGCUGCAUUCAAAAGCUAAUAGAUUACAUCAAGGCAAAACUGAAAGAAGAUGAGGAAGAGUCUGUGAAAUAUGUGUUCAAGAAUGAAUUCUUCAUAGAUUUUGUAUUUUCUAUAUUUAAGAGAGCAGAAAAGACAUUCAAUGAUCAACACAGAAUGUUCAGAGAAGUCAAUGAUCCUGUUCUCUAUCUGGAGAAGAAGAGAGAUGAAUACUAUAGUAUUUUCAAGAAAUACUGUCAAGGAGCAACAUCAGCUGCUAUUUUUGGUGAGAUCAUCUGUCAGAAACUGAAGAGACCCAUUGAACAGAGUGUCUAUAAACAGACUGCCAGAGAUUUAGCAGCUGAAAUCAGAUCAAACUGUCCAUCACUGAAUGGAAACAGAUCAAAUCUGGAGAAACACAUCCUGCAAAAAAUUACAGAAGAGGAAAACCUUGACAAAAACAUGAACUACAUUAAUAAUCCAAAAGAUCACUUCAAGAGUUUCAUCAGAGAUGAAGUCCAUCAGUACAUCAGUGAUAAGUUCAUUAUCAGUGUUCAACCAAAGUUGAAGCAGAACAUUGAAGUCCUGCAGCAGAAGAUCCUGACAGCAGCUUAUGAAUCUACUGAAGAUGUUCAAGUGAAGAGUGAAGAUGUUGAUUUGUGGUUGAAGUUUUUCACAUAUAAGCUCUCAGAUGUUCUGAUAUUCUCUAUGAAGGACUUCAGUGGAGUCAAUCAUGAUGAUGUUGAUGAUUUUAAACUCCUAGAAGAUGUGAUAAAAACAGAACUUCCAUCUAUAAUAUCUGACAUCAGCAGAGAGUUCAGCACAGAUACAUUUGAUAAAAAACUGGACACCAGCAACAGACCAGAUGAGAUUCUGAUUAAUCAAUUAUGUCGGUGCUGUUGGGUUCAGUGUCCAUUUUGUAGAGCCAUCUGCACCAACACAAUCGAGAAUCAUGAUGAAGAUCACAGUGUUCCUUUCCACAGAGUAAUUGGAAUCAAUGGGUGUCAUUACAGGGGCACAACAAACCUGUGUGUUGACAUAUGCACAACACAAGUAGCAAGCAACACUGCAUCUUUUCAUCCAGAUUCCACAGACAGGACAGUCCUCUGGAGAGAAUACAGAACAGCAGGAGAACAUUUUGAAAAGUGGAGCAUCACCCCUGACCUCUCUGAGUUGCCUUACUGGAAGUGGUUUGUGUGCAAAUUUCAAAAAGAUCUUGAAAAUAAUUAUGAAAAAACAUUCCAGAAUUGUGGAAAGAUUCCAGAUGAAUGGAAACAAAUCACCAAACAGGAAGCUGUUGAUAGUUUAGAUAAAUACAUCUAAUUCAAUGAAAACAAAACACAUGAAAUUAUUCAUUUAUAACUCAUACUGUAUUAAAAUAAUCCAAAAAGCAAUUUAACCCUCUGGGGUCCGACCAUUUUGGGACACUGGCAGAGGUUGUGGCAUGCUCUUACAUUUGUUCUUUUUUCAGUUGCUUUAAAGCAUAAAAAUGGCAAGUGUCUCAUAACACUGCGUUUAGCACAAACUGGGCUACAAUAUUAUUUGAGCUACAUGUACAUGUUUGUGUUUUUGAGAGAAAAAAGUUUAUGCGUGGUUUUUAAAAAAGCUAAUUUUUAAGUCACUGAUAUAAGUCCACAAAACCCAUACUAAACAUGUUUUAACAAGACUUUUCUAAACAGAAUCUAUCAGUCUAGAGUUUUUCCUUAAAAUGAUGUGAGAAUCAUUCUGCCUACUCAUUCACAUAAAACAAUAUAUUGGUUUAAAGACACUUUUUGUUUAGAGGGGCCGUAUGUGAGAAGGAUUGAUUGACAGCUGAGCAAACACAGACUCACAUAAUAACCUGCAUAAUGAACCUUUAGGCAGGAAUGUGAGAAGAAACUACAGUAAAGAAUGUAGAGGACAAAAGGAAUGUAUACAUGUUUGUUUGUGGUUAAUUAAGAAGUUAACAAUAUAAUCAAAAUAGAAAUGACAGUCAAUGGGACAUUUUCAGUUAUUUGGAAACAAACCCUAUUCAAAAACUUAACUUGUAUACACUAAGAAACUGAUACACAACAGAGCUGUAAACUUCAUGUGGCUCAUGUUACCAUAUAACUUUAUGUCCAAAAAGUGUUAAUAUGUUUUUCCGCUUCAUAGUUUUGUACUGAUGAGAGGGAAGCAGACCUGUAAGAGAGUUAUGAACAGCUGUUAGCAUAAAUUGUCCACAGAAAUACUGCAAAAGCUAACAUACAUAACUGAUGGGUAAAUAUCACUGAUAGCACUGCAUACGGAUAAACUAUCAUGUACAUAAACUAAAUUCAAAACAUCUCAGAUAAACAUCUGCAGUGAUAUAAAAAGCUGUUUUCUGAUGCCCAUUGACUGAUCAUCUAGCUUCUGUUGUUUUAAUGCGUUUCUGUAGGCGCGUAUGAACUUUAAAAACACAUCGCAUAUGAAGCAAUUUAAAGGGAACGAAAAAGGAAACUGAAAAAUAUUGAAAGUUUAAAGGAAUAGUCUACUCAUUUUCAAUAUUAAACUAUGUUAUUACCUUAACUAAGAAGAGUUGAUACAUACCUCUAUCAUCUUAGUGCGUGCACGUAAGCCCUGUGGCGCGCGGCGACACUUCGAUAGCAUUUAGCUUAGCCCCAUUUAUUCAGUGGUACCAAACAGAUGAAGUUAGAAGUGACCAAACACAUCAAUGUUUUUCCUAUUUAAGACGAGUAGUUAUAUACAAGCAAGUUUGGUGGUACAAAAUA
This is a messenger RNA of Misgurnus anguillicaudatus (oriental weatherfish), 6857 nucleotides long. The record is from RefSeq and is a predicted model, not a curated record. Lineage: Eukaryota; Metazoa; Chordata; Actinopteri; Cypriniformes; Cobitidae.